AUGAAUUUACUACUAAACUUUAGAUCUCAAUUCAGGCACUCCCUACUCAGACGAUACUUAUCAACCCCAGCCUGUCAAUAUGAUCCAUUGAAUGUUGCAUUCUUUGGUAGUGGCAAUUUUAGUGUUGCAAGUUUACGUAAAUUAUUACAAUUAAGAUCAUCAUCAACCAAAUUCAUCAAUGACUUAAAAGUUAUAACAAGAACAAUAAAACCAACAGGAAGGAGUAUGAAAACGUUUAAAGAACUACCCGUAAGUGAAUACGCACUAAGCAACAAUAUACCGAUUCUAAGAGCUGAUACAUCAGAAGAAAUCAAUAGAUUAAUAAAUGAAAACAAUUUCAAUCUCACAAUAGCAGUAUCUUAUGGAAAACUAAUACCUUCAAAAUUUCUAGAGAGCUGUCAAUAUGGGGGAUUAAAUGUUCAUCCAUCACUACUACCGAAAUAUUCAGGAUCAUCGCCAAUACAAUACGCAUUAAUCAAUGAUGAUAAAGAAACUGGUGUCACUUUACAAACUUUACAUGCUACUAAAUUCGAUCAUGGGUCUAUAAUAUCUCAAUCAAAUCCAAUUGAAAUACAAGAUUCAGAUAAUUACAAAAGUCUAGAAACUAAACUUGGUGAAUUGGGUGCCCAAUUGCUAGUAAAUUCAAUCAAAGACUAUACAUUUCUAAAUCCAAAUUCUGAAACUCCCAACGUAAAACGUACACUAGCCCCAAAAAUCGAUAAAUCAAAACGUCAGAUACUUUGGAACCAGUAUAUUGCAAGACAAAUUAAGAGAUUAUAUGAUGCCCUCGGUCCCCUUUAUACCUUUAUACCAGUUCAAAUCAAGAGGAGAGAUAAACCAUUCGAAGAAUUAAAGAGAGUGAUAUUAAAUGAUGUUAAAGAAGUGGCUGAUGACGCUACAUUAAAAGAAUUGAAUCUCAGCCAAAUUGGAGAAUUCUGUUUACUAGGAGAUAGAUUAUAUAUAAGAGCAAAUCAAGGUUAUGUGUCAGCUGAUUUACUUCAAUUACAGACAAAGUCAGAGGAGAGUGCUACACAGUUCAUGAAAAAUUUUAAAAAGAAUAUAGGUGAUUCACCUCAGAGAUUUGUCGAAAGUUUAUAA
Molecule: messenger RNA, 1098 nt
Organism: Lodderomyces jiufengensis
Lineage: Eukaryota; Fungi; Ascomycota; Pichiomycetes; Serinales; Debaryomycetaceae
Gene: FMT1
Product: methionyl-tRNA formyltransferase
Exons: 1
Coding region: 1-1098 (365 amino acids)
Biological process (GO): conversion of methionyl-tRNA to N-formyl-methionyl-tRNA; biosynthetic process
Cellular component (GO): mitochondrion
Molecular function (GO): methionyl-tRNA formyltransferase activity
Source: RefSeq, a predicted model, not a curated record